AUGGGCAUUCACUACUACGACGAAAGUCCCAGCGGUCCUGACGAGCAAACCGGUCGCUUGACCCCCUGCUUGCCGCUACUUCAGCACAACAUACCGUUUGCGAUCUACGGCGAAGAUGCGCUGUCUAUCGUGCAUCGCGUGCCUGCCGUUUUAGACGGAGUGUGCCAACAUCUCUUGGUCCCUGAUGUCUAUUUCAACGAAGCGGCGAGAAUCAUGUCCAAGGGUUCAUACUCUUUAGCCCUCCAAGACGACUAUUCCCUGUGGCUGGAAUCAUCUUUGCUGAACGACACCGAAUUGCAUGCAUUUGACCUGCAAAAUAGCUCUGCGUUACUUCUUCACCAUAGUCCAGAGGAGGCAGAGGAAAUGAGUAUUCCCCCGCGCAUCUUCGUCCACAAACAAUCCGUCUUCCACUUCGACAUCAACGACCCCUCGUCGACCAUGCUCAAUCCGGAGCCUCCAGAUCCGAUAUUCCGACCCAUUUUAUUUCCCAGUCUCCCUGGCUUUCUCGAUAGCAGUGUCGCGAGCUAUCUCAACCUCCCGUCCCUCCCUCCCGGCGGCUAUCCUCAUGCCAUGCUCCUGGAGAAACUCACCACUUGGAUUGGCUACCUCCUCCAAUACACAUUUCCUGGCCGCGGUGUUCAUCACAACGAGGCGGAAGAAAGCCUCGAUCGCAUCAUCACCCCUGCUGUCCUCCAAGUUCUCUCGCAGACGAAAGCGGAGAGGCAGCCGACGCUAGUCCGGUUCGUCACGAUGAUGAAAGGGCCGGGAACCAAGAUGUUGCUGCUGGAAUGGAGUGACCUUCGACGAGAGCGAUUGGGGAAGAAUAAGAUUACUAGUAGCACGGAGUAUGGACUCUCGAAAAUGUUUCCGACGAUGGCCAGCCCACGCGCUAUGGCAGAUUAUGCACGAAUAAAAGGACUCAAUCCGCCAUUCCUAACACCACAAAUCAUACGCCGAACCGCCCAAAAACCUGCGGAGAUGCAAUGGGGAAUUUUACCUCGGUACUUGGGUCGGGCCAAAACCUCGUUACGCUUGUAG
Mycena indigotica is the source of this 1038-nucleotide messenger RNA. RefSeq lists its product as uncharacterized. Lineage: Eukaryota; Fungi; Basidiomycota; Agaricomycetes; Agaricales; Mycenaceae. The transcript is spliced from 4 exons. Bases 1 to 1038 code for a protein of 345 amino acids. The record is from RefSeq and is a predicted model, not a curated record.